AUGAAAAAGCAACGAGAGGAAUUUCACUCAGCUUUUGAGAACUUACAAGUGAAAAAGAGAGCCCUUGGAGAGAAGGAGGCCAAGUUGAGGCACUAUAUGCAGAAGUUUGACAACGUUUUGAAAGAGCAUAACACGAGGCGAUGUAGAGCUGUGAGAAAGGCAAAAGAUGAGAGGCAGCUAACUGAGCAGAAGCAAACCCAACUCUGUGCUCUCCGAAAUAAAACCAAGGAGCUGAUCCAGGAACGCCAAUGCCUUAAGAGACAACUACACAAGGACACUCUCAACCUCACCUACCUGGAGAACGUGGUGCAGGCCAGUGAGCAAUUCCAUGAGCCCCAACAGUUGAUUCAUAGCUUCAGAACCUUGAUGUUGGACCAAGAAAACCUGUUGUGUAUCAUCCAGGAAAAACAGGACUGCAGCGAGAAUGCCCGUGCCGAACUUGCUCGCCAAACUGAGCAGCACGUUGAUAUUCUCUUGCGCUACAAUAACAAACUGAGCCAACUGCAAAGCAAACUGGAGGAGAUCCUUGCUGAGAGGAUGAUCUGGGAGUCAAAAUGGAACCAUAUUCAGGAUACAGCUGCAAAGAAGGUAAUGCUGAUAGGCACAAUCAAGAUGGCCGUAUUUAAUGUGUACCAGGGUCUGUGCAAGACAUCUGGCCAUGUUGAGGAUUCACCCACAGCCCCAGAGGACACUAUUAAGCUUCUGGAAAAGAUCCAGAGUCUUUUUGUCAGUUGGAUGCCCAUUUGGGAGUCAAUAAACAGCCAGAACCAGCUGUGGACUGCACAUCAAUAG
Messenger RNA from Lampris incognitus (smalleye Pacific opah), 792 nucleotides. RefSeq names its product coiled-coil domain-containing protein 42-like. The record is from RefSeq and is a predicted model, not a curated record. Lineage: Eukaryota; Metazoa; Chordata; Actinopteri; Lampriformes; Lampridae. Bases 1 to 792 code for a protein of 263 amino acids. The transcript is spliced from 6 exons.